This is a messenger RNA of Paramormyrops kingsleyae, 954 nucleotides long. Lineage: Eukaryota; Metazoa; Chordata; Actinopteri; Osteoglossiformes; Mormyridae. The record is from RefSeq and is a predicted model, not a curated record.
AUGUGCGACUGCAGUCCCAAGCUGCUGUUCCCCAUUCCCUGGCAGAGGAAGGUCCUCUUCAGGGAUAGGAACUGUGACCUUGACUCUCCAAAGGGGUUACUUUACAAACAACCAGGUAUAACAUUGGGGCGCUGCGAUGUGGUGGCUGUAACCCCCUGGUCGGCACCAAUUGUCUGGGAAGAAACUUUUGACCCUGUUUUAGUUGACGCCAUAUACAAGCCAAAGAAUCUGACCAUUGCUACAACUGUGUUUGCCAUUGGAAAGUAUAUCAGGUUUCUGCGUGAUUUCUUGGAAACAGCAGAGAAGCACUUUAUGGUUGAUUUCAAAGUGCACUAUCACAUUUUCACUGACCAGCCUCAAGAAGUGCCAUCAGUGAAUCUGGCUGCUGGAAGAAAAAUCUUUGUCCAUCAGGUGCCGAAGUUAAACCGCUGGCAGGACAUUUCUGCUUCGAGGAUGCAGAUGAUCCAGACCAUCAUUGAGGAGCAGCUUCACCGAGAGGCAGAUUACAUCUACUGCCAGGAUGUCGAUGCAAAAUUCCACUUUCGCUGGGGUGCAGAGACACUGGAUCGGCUAGUUGGCCAAAUACACCCUUGGUUCUAUGAUUUGAGUCGCGACCAGUUUACUUAUGAACGGCGUCCUGAGUCUACGGCCUAUAUUCCUCCUGGGGAGGGAGACUUCUAUUACAUUGGAGCCAUGUUUGGGGGCAGAGUUGAGGAAGUCUAUAAACUGGUUAAAAGGUGUCAUGAGAAUCUAGAAGCAGACAAAGCAAAUGGAAUAGAGGCAGCCUGGCAGGAAGAGAGCCACCUAAACUGGUACCUGCUUUACAAUAAACCAUCUAAGAUUUUGUCCCCAGAGUACCUGUGGGAUGACAAAAGGGAUAAAACAAAUGUUAUGAAAGUUGUUCGCCUUUCACAUAUCCUGAAGAACUAUGCAGAAGUAAGAGAAAAUGCAUAG